This is a messenger RNA of Hirsutella rhossiliensis, 3996 nucleotides long. Its product is annotated as PIF1-like helicase domain-containing protein. Gene Ontology annotation, molecular function: DNA helicase activity. The record is from RefSeq and is a predicted model, not a curated record. Gene Ontology annotation, biological process: DNA repair; telomere maintenance. NCBI's taxonomy places the organism in Eukaryota, Fungi, Ascomycota, Sordariomycetes, Hypocreales, Ophiocordycipitaceae. The coding region runs from base 1 to 3996 and encodes 1331 amino acids. The transcript has 4 exons.
AUGUUUCCCCUCGACGGACCGGCUGCCUUCGCGGAUACCGAUAAGCUGUCGUUUCUGGCUGAUAUCGUCAACGCCAAUCCGGUUCGACAUGGCAACUCUGUGCCACUUGAGCAAGCCUAUGCGAACUUGACCGAGGACCGACUGAAGAGAGCCGAGGCGGAGAUGCGGGAGACGAGGACUACGUCGGACCCCGACGUGUCGGUCUUGCUUCGCGAGCUGUCGAUUUUUGGCCAUGCACAGCCGCUCUCGAACGAAUCCCGUUUGCUUAUGCGGAGGAAGAUACAAGCUCUGGACAUCCGCGCCGGUAUGCCUGCAAUCUGGAUUACCAUCAAUCCUAACGACAUUAAUAAUCCGGUAAAGCUGAGGCUUGCCAUUCAUAGGCUCCACGAUUAUGAGUCUGCAAAGGAACUUUUGGCCGAUCUCCGUGAAAGGUACGAUAGAAUCGCCCUCAGCACCAUGGAUCCGGUCAGCUCGGCCAUUUUCUUCCACCGAGAAAUAUCCCUAUUCUUUGACAAAUACGUGAACACAGGCCAGGAAUCGAUCUUCGGGAAGAUCAGCCACUACUACGCCACGGUGGAAACGAACGAGCGAGGCAGCCUCCACUUGCAUGGACUCCUCUGGCUGGACGGCAACAUGCGACUGCCGAACCUGAUGGACGACAUGGCCAACCCCGCGGAAGAAGCAUAUCGUGCCCAAGUGAUCCGAUACGUAGACUCUGUCUUUCACGAGUGUCUAGAUGAAGAUGCCGGAAAAGCCGUGCGACAACAGAGGAAGCCCAUCCAUCCUGUGGGGGAGGUCAUGACCAGCACCUCGGCUCUCACUGCGGCCUUCGAAGACGAAUCCAACUUCGUCGCGUACUGUUGCCAAGUGCACUCCCACACGUACACCUGCCUCAAGUAUUCUCUGAAGGGGGUUGCCGAACAGGGUGCGGAUCCACAGGGACGGACGGCCUGCCGCUUCAAAGCACCGUGGAAGAUCGUCGAGGAGACAGGGUUCACAGAGGAUGGCUUGCUUCAGAUCCGGCGCAACCAUCCGCUCGUCAACCGGUACAACAAGUCACUGGCGGUCGGCCUUCGUCAUAAUCACGACGUCUCGAUGAUCUUGACCAAAACCAAGGGCCUGGCCAUGGUGUACUACAUCACGAACUACGCCACCAAACUGGAUACGCCGAUGUGGAAGCGCAUUGCUCUCGCCGCCGAGGUUGCCCGCCAACUCCGCGAAGCCGGUCGUCCGACGUCUCGCGCACCAGAUCCCGCCCUGCCCGACAACAGGCAGCAGGCAGUGUUGAACGAAAGCCGUCAAUUCCUGAUGAGAACGGCAAAUCGGAUCUUCUCCGAGCGACAACUCUCGGCCGUAGAGGUCUGUUACCACCUCCUUGGAUAUGAUACCGACUUUACCAACGUGCCGCAUUGGUCCUUUCUGAACUUGACGGCCCUCUACUGGACAAUCUUUCGGCUAUGGGCACAUCUCCGCCAUCAGGCCGGCGAGCUGACGGACGCCGAACACCCCCCCGAGACAAUCCCUCUGAGGCAAGGAGGGCGAACCCUUCUAUGCCUAGAAGCGUACGCCUACCGCGGUCAUGUUCUACAAGACUUAUGUCUGUAUGACUACAUGUCAAUGAUUCACUUGUUGCGUCGAAAUGGUCGGAGUGAAGAUGAGUCUCACAUUUUUCUCGAUGGGCAGGAUUCCGACUGUGACGGCUGGAUGCAAAAGCUUCGACGGCCCGACCAGUACGCCGUCCCGAUCUUCCAAGGAUACAUCAGCGACGACCAUGAGGACGAUCACCCAGUCUAUAUUAAGCGAAACUCUGUCCUACAUUUGGCGUUAUUCGUCCCUUGGGAAAACUUCAUUUCUGAGAGCCUAGGUGAUAUAACCGAAAUAUGGACGAGGCAUCGAGCGGGCCUUUGUCCCCGUCUCCGUUUCUACGUCUCUAACAUUUGUCUUUUGAGAAAGUCUGCCGAGGACGCGCGUAAGGACGCGAAGCUCUGGGCCAGUCGAUCGGAGGGCGACGACACAAUUGACGUUGAGUACCCACUUGACGAUGGCCGAUACGAAGAAGAGCCUCCGGCGAUGGCUCAUCGUCAGGCCUACAGAGCUCUACUCCAGAUUUUGCGAAAUGCCGUCCAGGACACGGACGCCACAAAAGACUCACCCGUCCUUGGAGGUUUAAUACGCGAUCUGUGCGAAGAGAACCCGACUGAAGACGAGCAACCUUUUGUCCAACGUCAAGAGGAUCUGUACCGGAAUAUAGCCCACGAUCAAGGUGACGCCUUGUGCCAAUUCCCAUAUCUCGAGACGAUGUCAAGCAGCGGCCAAGGCCCAACAACUAUUGCAUCUUCGGAUGCUAGACGACAUGAGGGUGGUUCUCAGGGGACCAUGCUUUCCACGGAUGGCGCCGACAUCGACGAUGCCCUAGCUCGCUACGGCGAUAUAGAGUCCGCCGCUGCGCUCCCAGGCAGUGACCUCAAUGAACAAGGCCCUCGGAUGCUUGUCGACGUCAGUCCGGUGACUAGCUUCGUGGAGAUGGGGCACACCACCGCGGCCAACUUUACACUGAACUAUCUACAGACCAUGGCCCUUCAACUCGUUUGCAUGUUUCUGGACAAAUAUGCGGCCAAUCCGGACUCGGCGGGCCAGCAUCUUCAAUAUACCGGCGGGCCGGGUGGCACGGGAAAGUCGAGGAUCAUCGAUGUCCUGAAGGACGUGUUCGCGGCGAGAAACCAGCCACAUCUUCUGCAGAUAACCGGCACAUCAGGCAGUUCGGCGGCCCAGAUUGGCGGCACGACAAUCCACUCGGCCUGUGGGUUAGAUUCCCAUCGCGAUGCAAACAAACCGCCUCCCCCCUUCUCGGAGGCGAAGAAAUGGAUAUGGAAACAGAAGCUAGUACUCGUGAUUGACGAGGUCAGUAUGCUAGGAGGAGCCACUCUGUACAACGUCAGCCGCCACCUGCAGGCACUCCGUGACUGUCCGGACGAGCCGUUUGGUGGGAUGCCUGUCGUUCUACUGAUGGGAGACUUCUACCAGUUCGCCCCCGUGCGGGAAACAAGCCUCCUGAUCAACAGACCGCCGGACCGAACACAGACCCCCCUGCGACAAGCGACCAUCUCUCACCACAGCGGCUGCAGAUUGUGGCAUAUGUUCAAAACCGUGGUGCUCCUUGAAGACCAAGUCCGGGCCCGCAACGAUCCCCAACUUCGCGCACUCCUGGAUCGAGUCCGUAACGGGCGGCAGACACAGCAAGACCUCGACUUGCUCAAUGCCAAUAUCGUAGGACGCUCCCAAAUCACCUUCCAUGAUGGUUUGCGUGCUAUAACGCCGCUGAACCGCACCCGCUGGGCCCUCAACAUGGAAGCUGUCGUGGGCUGGGCGCGCUUCAACAAGCGGCAUAUCCGUAUCUUUGUCUCGACUCACACCUGGCGCAACGGCACGCUUUCUCCAAACAUCGUGGCGCGAACCAUAGGACAAGGUGACGACUCCGCCUGCAAGGUCCCCGGCGUCUUCUUCUACGCUCAGGGCAUGCCUGUUGUUGUGAACAAGAACAAUAACAUCUACACUGGCUUGAAAGUUGUGAAUGGGGCAGACUUUACUGCCGUGGACGUAAUACUCGAUCCCAAUCACCCAGGAUACCACUUGGCGGAUGACGUGACCAUCCACUUCGGGCCACCGCUCGGGAUUCUUCUGCAGUCCGAGGAGACGAAAGCCUUGGCGAUACCGUCCCUCCCGGUGGGGACGGGUAAAACGUUCGUCGAAGUACUGUUGGGGCUGCGUGGAAAUCGUGUGACCAAUGGUGAACCCUCCAAGUGCGAUUUUACGAGCCUCUAUGUGCAACUGUCCAGGUGCACCUCGCUUCGGGGCAUCAAGCUUCUUGGUCCCGUGAGACACCAUGAUUUCAUUGGCAAUGGGCUGGAUCAGGCCAUACUUGAUGGAAUGCAGAGACUCAAGAACUUGGCCGCGGAAACGAGACGGUUAUACGAGGACCAAGAUUUCGAAAAGUAG